AUGGGAUCUGGGAGCAGCAAGGCCACCACCACCUCCUCCUCCUCCUCCUCCUCGUCGUCGCCCACGGCGGCGGAGGCGGGCGGCGAGGUUAAGAGGCCGAAUGGGAGCGGGAAGGGGAGGAGGGGGAGGAGUCUGCUGCCGCUGCCGCUGCCGAGCUCCUCCUGCUUCCGUGGCUCCACGACGCCGUGCCAAGGCGACGCUUCCGCAGCAGCGGUGGUGGACGUCGAGUGUAACAAGGGAGGGGAGACUGCAAGCUUGCCUUCACUCACUCACACUGCAAAGUCUGAUGAAGAUGUUCUUGUAAUGCCUAAGUCUCAUCCCGGCGAAGGGGUAGCAGCACCUUCAUCAGAUAGCGAAAGAGAUCAAGAUGAUGAUGUGCUACAGAAUGCUGCUGCCACUAGCACAUCAACAGCGGCCAAUCAAUUGCCAAAUCCCUCUGGGAGGUCAAGGCCACGUUUUGGUGUCAACUUUGGGUUGAGUAGAGCUGUCAGCUUGGGAUCAUCAGUAGCCUGCUCUAUUCUGUCAUCUGGCCUCCCGACUUCUGCUAAUCCAGGUGAAGGUCGGCGAGAUGUGGAUGACUCUUCUGAUACAGGCAUCUCCCAGCAGGGUAGUGCACCGACUGCUGGGAUUGAUUCGACUCUGGAUAUGCUUAGAGAUAGUGUCACGGCACAAGCUAGAGCAGCUCGUCAGGCUAGGAGAAAUCUGCUAGAAUCUGAAGAUGCUAGCUUGAGGAGCUCCUACAGAAGGAUGGGGUCUCAGGAACCUUUUGAAGGCAGUGUUCGGUUUAGCCGGACAUUAAGUGUUGGGCGGCUUCGGGACAGAGUUCUCAGGCGGCCUCCAUUCUCAGAUGGGCUAUUCACCCCUUCGCUUCUUUACGAUAGGGCAGUAUGGCCAUCUGGAAAUGCUAGUGCUAGGCAAGAUUCAGCAGUCAUGCAAAGGACUAAUUCAGACAGGAGUUCAGAACCGCGAUCUGAUCCUUCAACCAACGAUCUGUACAACUUGAGCUCUGAGAGGCAGGCCAGUAAUAGCGACCUACUGGAGCGCAGAUCAGCUUUUCUUGAGAGGAGGAGGAUACGAUCUCAGGUCAGAGCUCUGCAAAGGUUGGGCAGCAGGUUUGAAAAUUUAUCAGGUCAUGAGAGGUCCUGCAUACUAUCUGGUCAGCAUAGAACAGGAAAUUGCAACUGCAGAACAGGUAGUCGACAAGGCAAUCCUGAUGAAGAAACUAGCACAAGGGCUAGCAUAUCGAGAAUUGUUAUGUUAGCAGAAGCACUUUUUGAGGUUCUGGAUGAAAUUCACCACCAAUCUGCUGCAUUAUCGUCAUCAAGACCAUCAUUUUCUUCAAUUGGAUCCGUUCCUGCUCCAAGGGAGAUUGUUGAGCGUCUUCCUGCAAAAGUGUAUAGGAAACCAUUGAAAUACCAGAGCGAGGAAGCUGCACAAUGCUAUAUUUGCCUUGUUGAAUAUGAAGAGGGAGAUUGUCUUCGUAUACUUCCAUGCCGUCAUGAAUUUCAUCUAACAUGUGUAGAUAAAUGGCUAAAGGAGAUUCACAGGGUUUGUCCACUUUGUCGUGGCGAUGUCUGCAGAUCUGAUGCACCGAUUAGAAAGUCAUACCAUUAUGAAACUGAUGACAUGCUACGGUGA
Molecule: messenger RNA, 1638 nt
Organism: Miscanthus lutarioriparius
Lineage: Eukaryota; Viridiplantae; Streptophyta; Magnoliopsida; Poales; Poaceae
Source: the annotation of a GenBank genome assembly